AUGACAAUGUCAGACUGCCCUGACACUUCAAGUGUCUCAAACUUCGUGGAGAACGCUACACCAACAGUGGAGAUUAUUUCUGUAGCCAGUACAGAGCCCAAUACCUUUAAUUUAAACCAAUUAUUAGCCCAGGCAACAAACUCAAGUAACUAUAACUUCAACAACCUUACUGCAAUCACUUCUCAAGUAAGCUCCACUACUAUUUUGGGCAAAGUCUUUAUCUUUCAAUAGGUCUGACAAAACUUUGUGCAAAAAAUUAGACAUGAGGGGGCCGAGCCCACUUUUCCGGCAAACCGUCCAGAAAAAAAUAAUAAAGCGUCAAGUCUUGCCUUUGAUCGUUCAGGUCAAGUCUCACUCAUUGCUGGAAAACUAACUUUCAAAUAUGUAUAUGUAUUGAUGUUUCAGAGACCAUCAUUAGACGAAUUCAUACGGCAAUAUAUUAGACAAGAGAUAGAACCAUUAACGCGAAGAGUGGAAUCUCUAGAAGCAGAAAGGCAGAUUCCUCCUGUCAUUGAUAACAAUACAAAUCGACCAAAUGUAAGCAAACUGUAAAACAGAUUUCAAAGCUAAAAUUGUCGUGUUUUUUUCGCAAGUUUGACUUUCUCAGUAUGCUACAUUAUUUUUAAAAAUAAUAGUUUUAGGGCCAAACAAGUCUAGAUGACCAAGUCAAGUUCAUAAUUAAAGAAGAACUUCAGCCAUUAGCUGCCAGGAUCAGUUUGGUCGAAGCCAAUUCAAGUGGUUACGUAACCAGGAACGAUGUAGCUCGUAUAGUCCACAAACAAUUGGCCAAGGCCCUUAACCAUAGUGCUAAUGAGUUUAUGAACCAAGAAAAGGUGCUGGAAGCAAGUCUAGGCUUCCCUGGAGGGGCAGAACAAAAGUCUUAUAAGAACUCGUUUCCAAAGCCUACUACCAGUAUGGUAGAAGACAACAUACCGUACCAGUUCUGUUUUGAAAAGAUGCCACCGACUAGUAUACUGUACUUUUUACCGUCAGAUCUAGGUACUCCGAGGUAUAUUGAUAUUGCCAGUCAUAUCAUACAGGCUUCUGGCUUGACCUCUAAAACGCUAACAGAUGUGGCAAAGUGGAUUCAGAAGACAAUAUUACAGAAGGUAAGUCUGAUUAUGACUUAAAAACAGCUUAUUUGUGAUUUCAAGACAUACAACCUAGAGGAUUAAUGCUUCUUUAAAACAUUUUACUAUUUUAUUACUGUACUUUUCUAUCGUAAUUUACUCGUUUAGGCAUACGGGAAAGAGCUGACUCAAAUGUCGGUGUCAGAGAACCCCAAAAACAAUUAUGUCUCUAUACCUAAUGCUUUGUUUGCUACUGUAGUGGACUUUGCUAUUCACUGUAACUGUCACGAACGCUUUCCGACCGACCCUGAUGUUGUACAAGCUAUUAGGGACCAGUUGAUUGAUACUUUAGAACGGACGGCAGCCGAAAAGUUGUAAGUUUUAAUUGUUUCUUACAUCAACAACACUUUCUGGAGGCGAUUUUCAGUGUAAUAUUUUUAAAAACAAAAGCCUCUUCAAAAGUUUCGUUUUAAAUUUAAAAAAACUUAAAUUUUGAAGUAUUAACAAUGUUUGGAAAAAGCAGUAAAAAGUUUUUUGGUAUUAUUAAAAUUUUCAGAAAAGCUUCACGAAAACACAAAAGAAGAACUCAAAACAAACAUAAUCUAGUCCAAGCCCUUCAACGAAACAUCAGUUUUUCUGAAAGUGAUGGUGAAGAUUCAGCUCCGCCAGAAAAGCGGGCUUCUGUCAUCAAAGAAGAAGCUUCAUGGCAACAAGUUUUAGAAUAG
Messenger RNA from Bursaphelenchus okinawaensis, 1795 nucleotides. The record is from the annotation of a GenBank genome assembly. Lineage: Eukaryota; Metazoa; Nematoda; Chromadorea; Rhabditida; Aphelenchoididae.